AUGAAACUUAGAGAUUCAAAGGAGUUUAAGUCAUUAACAAAUUAAAAAGAGUUUCAAAUAGCUACAAUGACUCAUUCUAUAGGUAAUAAAAGCGAAUUUAUUAAUGCACCCUCUUUUGUAAACAUCCAAAAGGCAAUCAUUGCUUUUAGAGAAAUAAUCGCAUUUAAGAAUGUUUAAUUUAAGGAUCAAAUGGAACAGAUCAUCGUUGAAAUGGAGAGAGGAUUAUUUUGCGAUCCUUCUGUUCUGCCUGAAUAAGUUGCAGAACUAAUAAAUAUGAAUAAAUUUCUUGAUCAUCAGACUAAUUAACUUCAAUUGCCAUAUUUUGAAGUAGUAAAAAGAUAUCAUGAGAUGUUUCAAAUUGUUUAAAGGUCUUAAAAGCUAUUGAUAAAAGAUAGAAACAUUAAGUUUAAAGAGGAGAAAAAUAAUGCCCUUGAGUCCUAAAUAUAAUCAUGCUAAAAAAAAUUCAAAGAUUUCUCUACGGGAAUUGAUUAUCAAUAUGAAAGACUUAACAAUUAAUUUUGCGAUAUAAACAAAAAGUUCAAUCUGUCUCAAGUUAAAAUUAAUGAACUUGAAGAAUAAAAUGGAGUGCUCAAAGAAUAUAAAGAAAUGUCUAAAAUGAUAGCUGUCCAUGAAAAAACUAUAGCAACUAAAGAUGAAGAAUUGACUGCCCUUAAAUCAUAAUUAAAAGAAGCUGAACUAAUAAUCAAUUAACAAAAAUAGUAAUUCGAGAGCAGAUUUUCAGAAUAUCAAAGAUCUUUGCAAUUAUUAAGAUAGCAGAAAGAGAAAGUAGAAAUAUUGAAUCAGAGGAUUUAUUAACUUGAAUACGAUUUAAGUAAGGUCAAUGUCAGGGCUGCUGUUGCAUUUAAUGAACUUACACCCAGAUAUCAGAAAUUUGAACUAGAAUUUAAAAGUCUAAAGAUAAAAAAGCCACUUGAUAAACUCUCAUGGGAUAGGAUAGCAACUAAAGACUAUAUUGAGUCACUGUUUUAAACUAUUAGAGAUCUCCACGAGAAGAAUAAAGAGCUAGCUCUAUAAAAAUAGAGAAGAAAAAAGAAAACUGAGAAUCUAGAGGAUACUUAUUCAAUCAGGAAUAUUAGCCCCAAAUCAGAAUCUAGAUUUGGCCCUAAUAAAAGUGGGGCAAGCAUGUUUCAAGGAGGUGGUAGAUUCACAAUGUACAAAACUGAAAGAAGUGCUUCAUCCUCUGUUGAUAAAUAAGAAAUGCUAGAUAUAAAUCAAAGCUCCCAGGAUCAGGAUCAGAAAAUUAGCUAAUGA
Molecule: messenger RNA, 1272 nt
Organism: Stylonychia lemnae
Lineage: Eukaryota; Ciliophora; Spirotrichea; Sporadotrichida; Oxytrichidae
Source: the annotation of a GenBank genome assembly